This is a messenger RNA of Haliotis rubra (blacklip abalone), 1207 nucleotides long. Its product is annotated as glycoprotein-N-acetylgalactosamine 3-beta-galactosyltransferase 1-like. The transcript is spliced from 3 exons. The record is from RefSeq and is a predicted model, not a curated record. Gene Ontology annotation, molecular function: N-acetylgalactosaminide beta-1,3-galactosyltransferase activity. The coding region runs from base 71 to 1105 and encodes 344 amino acids. Lineage: Eukaryota; Metazoa; Mollusca; Gastropoda; Lepetellida; Haliotidae.
CACCAUCUGUGGCAGGCCUGCUUGCUUUAAUGCACAUGUGCAAUGUCGGGCCGAUAACCACAUUGUAACCAUGACAAGAUGGCGACAGCUCCAUGUUGUGACGGCGGGUUAUAUUGCUGUUGGGUUCUCUUUAGGUGCUCUAGUUAGUCAACUCCUCCUAAAUAUCUCUGUUGGCACAGACCCCCAUCCCCAUGGGCCCACGUCCCAGAGGUCGGACCAGCGGACCAUCGACACAAGAUGGCGGCAGCGGAGAGAGCAAUUUAUUGCUGACAAAAGAUACAACAGAGGUUACACGGAUGUAGCAGACGACCUUCGACGAGUGAAGAUUCUCUGUUUUGUUGUCAUUACUGAAGACAAAGUUGCCGCCCAGAGAUCAGUGUACCAGCAGACGUGGGGUCGGAGAUGUGACCGUCUUCUUCUCUUCAGCACCAAUACCACAGAUAACGACACAGUUGUUCUCAAGAUCCCUACUUCUGGACAUCCAGUGGAGGACGACUCAUACGCCUCUCUUCAGGCUUUAAAGUACAUAUACACACAUCAUUUAGGGGGAGCCCACUGGUUUAUCCGAGUCCAUCCCAUGACGUUUGUCGUUCUUGAAAACCUUCGCUAUUUCCUCAAGGACGAAGAUUACAACAAACCUAUCUAUUUCGGCCAGGUUCUGAGAGAAGGAAACACAGUCUUCCCGCUCGGGAGCGCGGGUUAUGUCAUCAGCAGAGAAGCCAUUUCCAAAUUCGGGGCGUCUAGUGCGUCGAAGGCGAGUUGUAAAGGAAGCACUACCUCCGAAUGUGUUGUCGUCGCGGACUGCUUCCGGGAUCUCGGCAUCAUCCUGGGCGACUCUCGGGACGCCCUGGACAGAAGCAGGUUCCACGGUGUGUCCGUGGAGUCGGUGUCGGUACAAGAAUACCCUGCAUGGUUCGCUGAGCUGGACGUGCACAACAACAUGACGAAGCAGGGAAUUUCGUCAGUAAGCGACGUCAGCAUCACCAUCAGCCCCGUCUCCGACAGCGUCAUCCUGGCCCUGGAAUACUUCCUGUAUCGCGCCGGGGUGUAUGGCGCGCACCUUCCAAUGACGUCACUUAAUAAAGUUCACAGACAGUCAGCAUAGAAACGUUGUGUUGUUUGCAUUUUUAGGAUGUUUUUGAAUACGUACUUUUAUGUACAGUUGUAUUGGAGAACAAGUUUGAGAUAAAUAUACAGAUGAAUAUAA